UUUUUUUUCUUUCUAUUUUUGAAUGGAGAUGCUUUUGAAUGUUAAUCUUUGUGUAGUGCAUUGCAGUGAUUUGAAUACUUAUUUAUCUGAUUGUAUCGUGAUUCUUUGUUCGAUUGUUGUAUUUUGCUGAAUUUGGUUUAUUAGGGUUUAGUGCUUGUGACGACUUUGUGCUUAUUACAACUCAAAUUUUUCGUAUACAGUAUGAUCUGCUUAUGUAAUUUAUAUUUUUUAGGGCCCGUUUGGAUGGAGCUUAUUUUGAACUUUGCAAAACAGCUUAUGCAAAUAAAUAAGCGUUUAUUUAUUAUUUAUAAACAUGUUAAGGUAGUUUAUGAAAAAACAACUUAUGAAGAUAAAAUUUUAAUUAGUGAAAACUUAUGAAUUAAUAUAAAAGUCUAUUUAUUUGCAUAAGCUUAAAAUAAGCUCAAUCCAAACGGGUUAAUCAACUUUGAAACUGAGUUAAUCCAUUUCAUAGUUUUUUUAAGAAGUUAAAUUAGACCAUCUAAAUUGACACCAAGAAAUUGAACCUAAGACCUUGAUGAGGAGCACACUCUAAGGUACUAAACCAACAAAAUGGAAGAAGAAAAAAGCACGAUAGAGGCUUUGCCAGAGGGAUGCAUUGCCAAGAUAUUGUCGCAUACAACUCCAGUUGAUUCAUGUAGGCUCUCACUUGUUUCCAACAGCUUUUGUUCCGCCGCUGAAUCAGAUAUUGUUUGGGAUCGUUUUCUCCCAUCUGAUUUGAUCUCAAUCGUUUCUGAUUCUCAGUCUGCUUCCUCAUUGUUUACCACCUCUCCCUCCAAGAAGUCUCUAUAUCUCACUCUCUCUGACCAUCCUAUCUUAAUCAACAAUGGUAAAACGAGUUUUCAAUUAGAGAAACAGAGUGGUAAAAAGGUAUACAUGCUUGGUGCUAGAGAUCUCUCCAUUGCUUGGGGUGACACUCCUUGCUAUUGGGAUUGGAUAAUCCUACCAGAGUCCAGAUUCCAAGAAGUUGCUAGGCUUCGUACGGUGUGCUGGUUUGAAAUUAGUGGGACAAUUAAUAAACGUGUUUUAUCCUCAGAUAGUCAAUACGUAGCUUUUCUCGUGUUUAAGAUGAUCAACGCAUAUCGUUUUGAAGAUCUUCCUACCAAGUUAACCGUGGGUGUACUUGGAGACCAAGUAGGUUUAUCUACCAAAAAUGUUUGGUUGAACCCAUACUAUGAUGAUAGAGAACGGAAUGACGAGUUCCAAGGACUAGAACGUCCAAAAGUGAGAAGUGAUGGAUUUUUGGAGAUCGAGAUGGGAGAGUUCUUCAAUUCAGGCCUAGAAGAUGAAGUUGUUGAGAUGCGUGUACUUGAAAAUGGUGGUCAACACAAAGGUGGUUUCAUUCUUGAAGGAAUAGAAAUAAGACCUAAGAAGUGAAGGAUCGAGUUCAACGCCAAAAGAAAAGGUUCUUUCCAUAUUUGGAUAUUCGGAUAGAAAAUGAAAAUAAUAUGGAAUUAUAUAUUGCUUCUUCAUAAUUAGCUUUUAUUUUAAAAUGACAUUAGUUUGGAAAUUUGACACUUUGAUGUUGAAAAAUUGAAAACUUGUUUUGGACAAUUUGAAACUUGCAGUUAUGUAGAAUUUUGUAUGCGAAUAUAUUAUGUUGGAGCAUAUGUAAGAAACUUUAUUGGUGAAUUGAUAUUGGAUGAUAUCUGUAUUGGUUAAUGUGGUGUUAGAAACUU
Medicago truncatula (barrel medic) is the source of this 1697-nucleotide messenger RNA. RefSeq names its product F-box protein PP2-B10. The transcript has 3 exons. NCBI's taxonomy places the organism in Eukaryota, Viridiplantae, Streptophyta, Magnoliopsida, Fabales, Fabaceae. The record is from RefSeq and is a predicted model, not a curated record. The coding region runs from base 571 to 1395 and encodes 274 amino acids. Gene Ontology annotation, molecular function: protein binding.